Messenger RNA from Suillus paluster, 1879 nucleotides. RefSeq lists its product as uncharacterized. The record is from RefSeq and is a predicted model, not a curated record. The transcript has 6 exons. Gene Ontology annotation, biological process: magnesium ion transport. Gene Ontology annotation, molecular function: magnesium ion transmembrane transporter activity. Gene Ontology annotation, cellular component: membrane. The coding region runs from base 102 to 1724 and encodes 540 amino acids. Lineage: Eukaryota; Fungi; Basidiomycota; Agaricomycetes; Boletales; Suillaceae.
GUACUUGCUACGGUCAGCCUAUACAUACAAAGGUCACGAAUUAAUCGAAUUCGAAGUACCACGACCGCGUUACCGGUGUUCACCUUUAUUUUCAGCGCCUAAUGGCCCAGUCAGUACCUGCUUCACUGGUGACCUCAGUCCCGACUCCCACAAGUACUAUCGUCCAGGCUGCAGCAGAGUCAUCCACCAGCGACCUCGUUUCUGCAAAUGAUGCAAGUCCCGUAGUAGCAUUCAUAAUAGGACUGGCAAUUAUUUUGCUUGCUUCCAUUCUGAAUGCUGCUGGUUUGAAUAUCACGAAAUUGGAUCAUGUGCGCACGAGCAUCAUUCCAAAGUCAGCCCGCAGGCAGGACUGGCUGCGACCGCUAUGGCUCUUAGGCAUGGUUUUAUAUAUAUUGUCCCAGCUCAUCGGGAGCACGCUCGCCUUGGAUUAUAUGAGGGCAGAAUAUGUUGCCCCCCUCGGAUCUACAUCUCUCAUCUUUAAUUUCUUGUUCGCUAGAUUUUUAAUUGGUACACCAGUUACACAAACGGAUAUCUACGGUACGAUGAUCGUAGUACUGGGCGUCAUCGGUAUCGUUGCCUUUGGAGCUAUCAACAGUGGUUUGUCCACGGAAACGGACGUCAACCAUCUCACCGCUUUAUGGCGGCGUGGUGGUUGGCUUGGAUUCUUCUUCUGCAUGUCGCUUGCGCUCAUUCUCGUCCUCAUUUUCGCAAAUUCGCUCGAUGCUGUCCUUGCUGCGCGGUCAGACCUGGACUCAGAACCCUUCGCAGGCAUGAGCGCAAGGAGGUCUCCCACAUCGAGUACUACUUUCCUCGGAAAAGUCAAGAAUAACUGGAAUGCGUGGAUGCUAUGGGUCAAGGAGAAGUUAGAGACGUGGACUGCACCUCAGGAUGAUAAGCAAGUUGCAUGGGUGCUCGGAAUUGGCUGGGCGUGCUGUGGAGGUGGACUUGCUGGAGGGUGUUUGGUUUUCGCCAAGGCCACCGUUAAGCUACUCACUGGAAGCCUUUCGCACGAAAACCCCGGAAACCAGUUCGGUCACCUAGCUCCUAUAUUCACGAUCAUUCUACUCGUGAUCACGGCUGUACUUCAAAUCAUCUGUCUCAACCGUGGACUUAAGGUCUACGACUCCACUCUGGUAGUCCCGGUCUUCUAUGGCGUCUAUACUGCAACUGGUUUUCUGGAUUCGUUAGUGUUCAAUAACCAAGUCGACUCCUACAAGCCUUGGAUACUCUUCCUGAUCUUCGCCUCAAUAAUGAUUCUCAUCUCUGGUGUGGUCCUCUUGACGCAUAAGAAACCUGAACGAUCAACUCGUGUAUCUGCUGCCGCUGCGCUGUCUGGCUUGUCGUCUCGCAGGGCUGCUCGGUCCUCUUCCAAGGUUAAUCGUAUUAGCGAGGACGACGAAAACGACGAAGAACAAGCAUUGAGAAGAACAGAAGAAGGCGAGGAAGAACGGGAGGAUCAGGCAGUACUAUGGCAAUUAGGGGAUGAUAGCGAGGACGAGGACGACCAAGCUGGUAAGGGACAUACGCCAAGAGGCGUGCACGCAGCUGGAAAUACGAGCCGUGUCACAGGAGAGGGGUCGGGGCUGAUGCGAGAUGAGGAGGAGCCGGACUUUGAACAAACUCACGAACACAGUCGUUCGAUUUCCUCGGACGCAACGCUAGCCCAGAAUCCACAGGAUCCAUUCCGCGAUGACGACGACGACGAGUUUUGGCAGUGGAAAUGAUGGAUACCGUUCAUGAUACAACCUCAUACCCAUUGGACUCCUGCAUGCAUUAUGGUUUAUAAUUGCUUCAUAGUAGAUAUACAUUAUUACCGAAAUACUACAUUUGCACACAAUUUUUAAUGCUCGCGCAUUGCUUCGAGAAUCAACGAAUUGCU